Molecule: messenger RNA, 1100 nt
Organism: Nothobranchius furzeri (turquoise killifish)
Lineage: Eukaryota; Metazoa; Chordata; Actinopteri; Cyprinodontiformes; Nothobranchiidae
Gene: tatdn1
Product: TatD DNase domain containing 1
Cellular component (GO): cytosol
Molecular function (GO): 3'-5'-DNA exonuclease activity
Source: RefSeq, a predicted model, not a curated record
GGUUUUAAUGGAUAAAUUGAAUAUAUUUGAAUAUUCAAAUACAUUUAGUCCUAUAUGUGUGAGCUGUAGAAGGCGUGGAAGUGGUUUGUUGGUGUUUUAGAGCAGAUAUCGGUGUGAACCUGACAGAUCCCAUGUUCAGAGGAGUCUACAGAGGGAAGCAGAAACAUGAUGAUGAUUUUGACCAGAUCAUUGACAGAGCUCUUAAAGCUGGAGUUGAAAAGUUUAUGAUCACAGGAGGAAACCUUGAAGAUAGCAAGGAAGCCGUCAAACUAUCUGAGACCAGAGAGGGAUUUUACUGCACCGUCGGCUGCCACCCAACCCGCUGCAGUGAGUUUGAGCAGAAGGGAGAAUCGGAGUACCUCUCAGGGCUGAAGGAGCUGGCGUUAGCUCACAGAGGAAAGGUGGUGGCUAUUGGAGAGUGUGGACUUGAUUUUGACAGAUUGGAGUUUUGCCCCAAAGAGACUCAGCUGAAAUACUUUGAGAAGCAGUUUGAUCUGGCUGAGGAAACCAAGCUGCCCAUGUUCCUGCACUGCAGAAACUCCCAUCAGGAAUUCAUCGACAUCAUGAAGAGAAAUCGAGACCGAUGUGUUGGAGGAGUGGUCCACUCAUUCGAUGGGACGGUAGAAGAUGCUGCUGCACUCACUGACCUGGAUCUGUACAUUGGCAUUAAUGGAUGCUCCUUGAAGACAACAGCCAAUGUUGAAGCCAUGAAGUCAAUCCCCACAGAGAGACUCUUGAUAGAAACUGAUGCCCCAUGGUGUGGUGUGAAGAACACUCAUGUGGGCUCCAAAUAUGUUAAAACCACAUUUCCAACAAAGAAGAAAUGGGAGGCAGGGCAUUGUUUGAAGGAUAGAAAUGAGCCCUGUCACAUCGUACAAGUUCUUGAGGUGAUGGCAGGUACAAGAGAUGAAGACCCACUUGAGCUGGCCAACACUAUCUACAACAACACCAUCAAAGUUUUCUUUAGCUCCAGCUGAAAACAGUUGAUAUUGUUAUGGCAUUAUAUUGUCUAAUGAAUGCUUGUUUGUUUGCACGUGCCUAAAGAAAAGGUUUAUAGAUUCAGUAUGGUCAUUUGCAAAUAUAAAGUAUCUUCCAAUGUA